AUGGAUAUCCCUUGUUAUAUUCGACUCGAGUUCUUCCCUAGUGUCUCUUCCGACUGUGUUCGUCGUGUUGAAUCGACGACGGAAUUAUCUAAUUCUACUUCUUCUGCUAAUGGUGGGACUGGCUAUGUGGAUAAAUCUGGUUCCUCUACAGCCGACCCGACUUCCUAUUUCCAAGUUCUAAUUCGAGAAAUCGACAAUCCAUCUGGCAGCUUAUUGGAUGGAACUCUUUGUACUCCUUUCGAAUUCACUGGUUUCGGAUGUAACACCCUGCUUACUGGCGGAGUUGCUGUAGGAUGGUGGUAUGGAAGUUGCGGUAACAAUCUCAAUGGAUUCAUGUACCCAAGUACUAAUUUGGAUUAUUUUGUUAAAAAAUUCGACUCAACACUCCUGCUCGGUAUCAAUAUGAGAACAACUAAUGGACAAGCUAAGGGUGGUUAUGACGUGGAAUUAUUUAAUAUAGCCAAUUGCUCUAAUCCUACUGUAUUUAUUCCAUCUAUUCUACUGGAAAAGGAGAAAUUUGCCACCAGAUCGCAAUACGGACCGGUGUACACAUUUUGGAUGUCCUCCCUUCCCAUGGUUUUUGUGACCGACUGGAAAUUAAUCAAGCAACAUUUUAUUAAGGAUGGAGCGAACUUUGUGGGAAGACCAGAGUUUCCAAUUAAUAUGGAAAUCAGGAAAGGACCCUACGGUAUAAUUGAUUCUUUUGGAAAUCGAUGGGUCCAGCAAAGAAGAUAUGCUAUUCAUAUUCUAAGAGAUUUUGGAUUGGGGAAGAACUUGAUGGAGGAGAAAGUUCUGAGUGAAGUGGUUGCGAUGAUUGAAAGAUUGAAAGGAAUGAAGGAUGAUGUGGAUAUGCAGAGUAUUUUCGAUGCAUCUGUUGGGUCGAUUAUCAAUAAUUUGAUGUUUGGAUAUCGGUUUGAUGAGAGUAACAUGCAUGAGUUUCUGGAACUCAAGAAGCGAAUGAAUAAACAUUUCAAAAUGGCAGCGGAGCCAAUGGCAGGACUUGUCGGAAUGUAUCCAUGGCUAGGAAAUUUCCCGUUUUUCAAGCCGUAUAAGACAGUAAUUGUCGAUAACUGGACAAGUAUGCUGAAAAUGUUCCGCGAGCAAGCAGAAGAGAAAUUGGCGACGAUUGACUAUGAUUCAGAUGAAUAUUCGGAUUAUGUUGAGGCAUUUCUCAAAGAGAGAAAGAAACACGAACAUGAGGAGGGAUUCGGGGGGUUCGAAAUGGAACAACUGGAUAGUGUGUGUUUUGAUUUAUGGGUGGCUGGAAUGGAAACAACUUCAAAUACUCUCUAUUGGUCACUUUUAUAUGUUCUUCUGAAUCCAAAAGUACUUGAGAAAGUAUAUGAAGAAUUGGAUACAAAGAUUGGAAGUGAUCGGAUUAUUACAACUACAGAUCGGCCGAAUCUCAAUUAUAUCAAUGCGACUAUUAAUGAAACCCAACGUCUUGCCAACCUUCUUCCAAUGAAUCUGCCCCACGCAACGAGCGCCGACGUGGUUAUCGCUGGCUACAGUAUCCCCAAAGAUACAGUAAUCAUUCCACAAAUCAGUUCAGUUAUGUAUGAUCCUGAGAUAUUCCCAGAACCAUAUGAAUUCCGACCGGAGAGAUUUCUGGAGAGUGAUGGAAGUCUGAAGAAAGUGGAAGAACUCGUACCGUUUUCAAUCGGAAAACGACAAUGUCUUGGAGAAGGACUCGCUCGAAUGGAAUUAUUCUAG
Caenorhabditis remanei is the source of this 1713-nucleotide messenger RNA. RefSeq lists its product as uncharacterized. Bases 1 to 1713 code for a protein of 570 amino acids. The transcript is spliced from 13 exons. The record is from RefSeq and is a predicted model, not a curated record. Lineage: Eukaryota; Metazoa; Nematoda; Chromadorea; Rhabditida; Rhabditidae. Gene Ontology annotation, biological process: xenobiotic metabolic process. Gene Ontology annotation, molecular function: oxidoreductase activity, acting on paired donors, with incorporation or reduction of molecular oxygen, reduced flavin or flavoprotein as one donor, and incorporation of one atom of oxygen; heme binding; iron ion binding. Gene Ontology annotation, cellular component: cytoplasm; intracellular membrane-bounded organelle.